Molecule: messenger RNA, 240 nt
Organism: Rhizophagus irregularis DAOM 181602=DAOM 197198
Lineage: Eukaryota; Fungi; Glomeromycota; Glomeromycetes; Glomerales; Glomeraceae
Source: RefSeq, a predicted model, not a curated record
AUGUCAAAAAACAUCUUAAAAGAUUCAAACCAUUAUAUUGAAUGGUUAGAGAAAUCAAUUGUCGAUGAACAUAUCAACUACUAUGAUUAUUCAGACUUCAAAAAUAUUCUACCAAUAGGAAGUGGUUCUUAUGGAAAUAUAAAUCGUGUUAAUUGGAAAAAUACUGAUCAUUUCUUCGCUUUGAAAUCUUUUAGUGAUGAUAAACAAACUCUUGAAGAAAUUGUAAAAGAGUUCAUGUGA